AUAUGUGCAAUGGCAAAAAUCUAAAUGGUUUUAAAAAUAGGAUUCAUUUUCUUUGUUAUUUUUUUAUUUUAUUUUAAUAGUUGUUAGUUUUUACUCAUCACAUUCCUCUCAGCCUUCCAUUUCAAGACACCAGCCUUCUGUCACCUUUCAGGAAAACUAGAGAAUUAGGUUCUUCAGAGCUACAGUUUAGAAGGGUUUGUAUUUGGCUCAGAUGCUGUCUUUCAGGGUGUAGAAAAUAUGGCUCCCCUGUUAUCUCCCUGUCCCCACAUUUCUGUCAGUGAAGGGGGUGUAUUAGUUUCUUUUCAGUGAGACUACUGUCUACCAUAGCCAAAAGUUUCUUUCUGCAGAAUUUUUAAACUUGGGGUCAAGAAAAUCUUCACUUGUUUCGUUGGCUGCAGCUUAAAGCCGUCAAUGGCAUAGCUAUUCAUAACAUAGGCUAUCUAGAGCUGGAUGUAGAGGAUAAAAUGAUACCUAAAUGGGGGGUGCUUAUUGUUAAGGAUUUCCCAGGUACCUCCCCUCUGGUUUCAAGUGUUUUAGGCAUGAACAUCAUUCGAGUGUUAUAAUGAACUGUUUGAUCAGCAUGUGCCAGAACUCUUUAAAGUAGCUUUAGUGCUGGAAGCCCCUAACCCCUGGCAAAAAGCUCUGCAGAAAUGGCAUCAAGUUCAAGUUCCCCCCUUAAAUUACUCAGGUCGAGUAAGGGUUUGUGGGGUAGGCGCUUUUGUGUCCCGGGUGGCACAAUAAAAUUUGUACCUGCCACUGCCCGUAGUCAGUGUAGGCCUUGUUGGUUUUGAACUUUACCCACAAACUUCUUGGUACUAUUAGUUCAGUACCUGUUGUGAAUUUACCGCUAUUUAUCAAGGAACUCCUGUCAAAUGUGCAGGCCACAGUUACCUCCCAAAUAGCUACUAGCUCUGUACAGGAGAUGGUAAAUUAAGAUGACUUGUAUACACUUUUUAUUGAGGAACAGAGUCAGGUAAGGGCCCUGUGAUGCAAGUAUUAUUUUAUGGUCUCUGAACUCACAUGAUAUUCCUUUAGUCGACGAGGUGCCAGACAGGCAGCAUUAUUGGUGCAUCCCUCCAUCAGAAUAUGAUGCUGUGUAGGCCCAUAUUAAUCAGCUGUUAGAAAUGCAGGUUAUAUGAGAAAGUAGCAGCCCCUAUGCAUCUACCAUUGUCUUGGUGAAGAAAAAGGAUGGUAGCCUGCAUAUGUGUGUUGAUCAUUGGCAACUAAGCAGUAAGACAAGGAAGGAUGCAUUGCCCUUGCCAAGGAUUGUGGAGUCCUUAGAUGCUCUCUCUGGUGCUAGGUAGAUCACCAUAGUGGACCUUGCUCUUGGCUACAACCAAGAGCCAGUAACGGAGAAGAAUUAGAUGAAGACUGCCUUAUUCAGUCUUCAUCUAAGAAGCGAUCUAUCUACAGGAGCCUGCAGUUGUGUGUAAGUGUGUUUAUUUUCAUUGUUUUACUUUGUUGUGAGUGGUAUUCAUUGCUAGACUUGUGCUGUUCAUUUACUGUCUUGAACUGUCGCUUAAAUGUGUGUUGGUGUGUGUGUGUGCUAUAUUGUUUUGACUUGUCCCAGGGUAUUCACUGCUAGAUUUAGAAUUGGUUGUCCAGUGUGUGUGUAAAACUAUUGUUGUUUUUAGUGUCUAUAAACUGUGCUUCACUUGCUUUAGAGUAUUAUUUAUUGCGGCAUAAUUUAUUUGCGGUGUACUGAAGUUGCAUUUGUUCCCACGUUUGUCACCUCGUGCAACCCUUAGUUUCGGUUGUCCACGUGACUAGCUUUGUUGUGCUAAGUAGCAUUAAGGCGUGUCCUGCUUUUUUUCACUGAACGGCUCUUAACAUCGUGUAUAUAUUUGACUUGAAUGCUGACGCAGAAGCAGCAGCCCUCGUGUAAAGCCCUCCUCGUGUGAAGACCUACUUGUGUAAAGACCAGCGAGUCUACCUGUGGAAGUCCACUGAGCAAGGACACAGACAAGGCGCCACUCACCAUAGCACUUAAGUAUCUUUUACUUUUAUCACUUUUCUUUUUUUUCCUUCCACAUACUAACAUGUCUACUUCACGAGUAACAUAUGCCUUCAAGCACAUCCCUGUUAUCUGUUACAGACCGUUUACACGAUAUCGAUGCAACACCAAACGCAACCCACACAACCUACGGCCACUUUGCACUUCAGCACCUGCUCCAUUCUCUUUCUCAUUGGGACUCUGGAACUGCCAGUCAGCUGUAAACAAACCUGAUUUCAUUCCAGCCUUUACCACACAGUCCACCCUCAGCAUCCUGGCACUGACAGAAACAUGGAUACGUCCAAAGGAUACAGCAACACCUGCUGCUCUCUCCAACAACUUCUCCUUCUCUCACACCCCUCGACACACCGGUAGGGGUGGGGGAACAGGUUUGCUCAUUCAUAACAACUGGACUUUUUCACCAUACUCUUCACUAUGUAACAAUACUAGUUUUGAAUUCCAUGCUAUUACUACAAUGCAACCCACAAAAAUCCAUGUUGUUGUCAUCUAUCGCCCUCCAGGUGACCUGACAAACUUUCUUGAGGAGUUGGAUGUCCUGCUGUCCUCUUUGCCGGAGGGCGGUAGGCCACUUGUGGUUCUUGGUGAUUUCAACAUACACCAAGACCAGCCCUGGGCCAUUGAACUGAAUUCUCGUCUGGCCUCAUUUGACUUGGAAAGAGUACACACCACAGCAACUCACAGACCGGGCAACCAGCUGGACUUCAUUUUUACACGUAACUGUACCAACUCAAAUAUUCUUGUUACUCCUCUACAUGUCUCUGAUCACUACUUUGCUCAAUUCAAAAUGACUCUCCCAUCUACAUUAAAACAGACUCCACCUUUGGUUUCCUUUCGCCGUAACCUCCGUUCUCUUUCACCCUCACACCUUUCCAUUGCUGUCUCUACCUCUCUUCCCACACUAAAUGUAUUUUCCAUGCUUGAUGUAAACACUGCCACAGACACAUUAAGCUCUACUUUAACAACCUGUCUAGACAACAUCUGCCCCAUCUCCUCUAGGCCAGCACAUACUACACCACCCAGCCCCUGGCUGUCUGAUGUCCUUCGUGAACGUCGGACUGACCUCAGGGCAGGAGAGGAGAUGGCGGAAAUCUAAAGAUCCAGCAGAUCUAGGCCUCCCUGAAUGUGCAAUUAGACCCCUGCAAAUGAUCCAGAAUGCAGCAGCAUGUCUAGUCUUUAAUGAACCACAGAGAGCGCAUGUUACACCACUCCUCAUCUCUCUCCACUGGCUGCCGGUUGAUGCACGUAUCAAAUUCAAGGCUCUGAUGCUGGCAUAUAGAACAGUCACUGGGUCUGCUCCAGCAUACCUAAAAUCAUUUAUGUAGAGCUACGCGCCCACUAGAAGCCUGCGGUCGGCUAAGGAACGUCGCCUUGUUAUACCAACACAAAGAGGCACCAAAACACUUUCCCGGACUUUCAGCUUCAUCGUACCACAUUGGUGGAAUGACCUUCCCAACUCCAUCCGUGAAGCUGACUCACUCUCUGUUUUUAAAAAAUGAGUAAAAACACAUCUUUUCCAUAUAUAUAUAUAUAUAUACACACAUACACUCACUGAGCACUUUAUUAGAAAUUCUAUGGUCCUAAUAAAUUGCCAGACGUGGUCUUCUGCUGUUGUAGCCCAUCUGCCUCAAGGUCUGACGUGUUAUGCAUUCUGAGAUGCUAUUCUGCUCACUACAAUUGUACAGAGUAGAUAUGUGAGUUACUGUAGCCUUUUCGUCAGCUCAAACCAGUCUGGCCAUUCUCCGUUGACCUCUCUCAUCAACAAGGCUUUCCCGUCCGCAGAAUUGCUGCUAACUGCAUAUUUUUUGGCACCAUUCUGAGUAAACUCUAGAAACUGCUGUGCAUGAAAAUUCCAGUAGAUCAGCACUUACAGAAAUACUCAAACCAACCUGUCUGGCACCAACAAUCAUGCAAUUGUUGAAAUCACUGACAUCACUUUUUUUUUUUCCCAUUCUGAUGGUUGAUGUGAACAUUAACUGAAGCUCCUGACCCAUAUCUGAAAGAUUUUAUGCACUGCACUGCUGCCACAGGAUUGGCUGAAUAGAUAAUUGCAUUAAUAAGUACAGGUGUUCCUAAUAAAGUGCUCAUUGAUUUUGUGUGUGUGUGUGUGUGUGUGUGUGUGUAUGUAUAUAUAUAUAUGUAUGUAUGUAUAAAUGGGUCAGUGACGUGAUGCAAAUGUAUAAAUAAUUCUAAUAAAUAAUUCAAAAAUACAUCACAAAUUCAAUUCACUUAAAACAGUUACUUGAAUACAC
This is a messenger RNA of Myxocyprinus asiaticus (Chinese sucker), 4263 nucleotides long. RefSeq lists its product as uncharacterized. The record is from RefSeq and is a predicted model, not a curated record. NCBI's taxonomy places the organism in Eukaryota, Metazoa, Chordata, Actinopteri, Cypriniformes, Catostomidae. Gene Ontology annotation, molecular function: catalytic activity. The transcript is spliced from 2 exons. Bases 2040 to 3107 code for a protein of 355 amino acids.